This is a messenger RNA of Scophthalmus maximus (turbot), 2615 nucleotides long. Its product is annotated as olfactory receptor class A-like protein 4. Gene Ontology annotation, molecular function: G protein-coupled receptor activity. The transcript is spliced from 2 exons. Gene Ontology annotation, biological process: G protein-coupled receptor signaling pathway. Gene Ontology annotation, cellular component: membrane. The record is from RefSeq and is a predicted model, not a curated record. Bases 62 to 1171 code for a protein of 369 amino acids. Lineage: Eukaryota; Metazoa; Chordata; Actinopteri; Pleuronectiformes; Scophthalmidae.
CUCACCCACAUUGUCUACACUAAGAAAAAGCAAACUAUGCCGCUGUGCAGAGGAUGAUGCCAUGUCAGAAGUCCUCACUGUAGAUGCUAUUUUGUUUGGGCUCUUGGUCUUUUCUGGCAUCCUGGGAAACAUCUUGGUCAUCCAUGUGGUGUUUCAGUCAGCCAGUGCGAGUCCGACUCGGAGACUCCCUCCCUCUGACACUAUUCUGGUGCACCUGUCGUUGGCCAACCUGCUCACCUCACUGUUCCGCACAGUGCCCAUCUUUGUGUCCGACCUGGGUCUGAAUGUGUCUCUGUCUCCGGGCUGGUGCCGAGUCUUCAUGCUGCUGUGGGUGUGGUGGCGAGCUGUGGGCUGCUGGGUGACUCUAGCACUUAGUGUCUUUCACUGCACCACCCUGAGGCGACAGCAUGUGACCUUUGGGCCUCUCGCACACCAGAGGGAGAGGCGGCGGGUUUGGAUCGUUCUGGGGCUGGUGUGGGGGGCUAACCUGGCCUUCUCUGUUCCGGCUCUGGUGUACAGCACCCAUGUUCACGGCAACGCCACCGUGGAGCUGAUGGUGAUCAGCUGCACCACCAGGCCUCUUCUGGGCUGCAUCUGGGAGUUCCCCUCCACCCAGCAGGGCUCGGCCUUCGCCUCGACUUCACUGGCACUUAAUGAGGUGUUGCCACUGGUGCUGAUGAUUUUCACUAAUCUGGCCACACUUCAUGCUCUGGCCAAGCACAUCAGAGCGGUCACCACAGGAGGAGAGUCAGGAGGAUCUCAUGGAGACCUGGACAAACAUGUGACUACUGAACGCAAGGCAGCUCAUGUCAUCAUGUCGCUGGUGUCACUCUUCGUGGUCUGCUGGGCGCUACAGGUGGCUGCAGUGACAUACUACAACCACGACGGGGGACACCACGCUGAGGGGCUGCUGACCGUGGCCCAUUUUUCUGCCUCGCUGUUCGUAGGAUUCAGUCCAAUGGUGGUGGCCCUGGGACAUGGCAAGCUGCGGAGGAGAAUCAUGAGCAUGAUACUGGGGUGGUCUAAAGCUUUUAAAUGUCCCCGUGAGGUAACUGAACCGGCGAGUAAAUCCCCAAAGGCAAAAGGAAACAAGGGAAAACAAACUGUUUUCGAUGUUCAAAGAGAAGGAAAAGUCAUUAAAGUGGAGGAGAAAGUUAAAGCAAGCAGAUGAUGCAGAGUGUGACAAGAAAGAAACACUGAGAAGUGCAAACAUUUAUACCCAGAUAUAAGAACAGAUGCAUCUGCCAUCCAUUCCUUACUUUUUGCCUGGACAAAACUGUUAUCGAGUAUUAUUUUAGCAAAUUUUGACAUAUUCGAAUACAUUAAUGUUUCUUUGUUGUUCUUUUCAUUUGGGAUGUAUUCUAGUAACACUUUAUUUAACUCACUUGCACAGGUUGUUUGUACUGUCAAUUCAAUUUUAUUUUUAUGAGCCAAUAUUACAUGGUAUGUCUCAAUAGGCUUAAGUAUAAUUAUGAUAGUAAUAUAUUGUUAUUAUAUAUGUAUUUCCAAUGGUUCAAAUCCAGUACAAUCAGUAUCCCAUCUCUAUCACGGCAAAGUAAAUCAUGUCCUACCUAAUUUUUGUGUGUUUUUUUGUUGGUGUGUGGUGAGUAUGUUACAUGUGAAUUAGUGUUCAUGCUCGUAUUUCUACCUGCAGAGUCAACGCAGAUCUCAUACACAUGUGCCUAUGAACCUAUUAACUACAGCCAUAAGAAUGAAGAGGAUGCUGAUGAUAGUUUAUGAUCAGCUGUACUGUGUGAGCUGCACCUCCAGGACUUCAGCAGAGUGAUAGUCAGCCUAUCAGUGAGUGAGCAUGGACUUGAUGCUAGACCGCAGUCGCCUGUGGCCGAUUGCCAGAAUAGCAGGUGACAUGGCGAUGAAGAUAAUGUUGGCAAAACGAGCAAUGACCAGAAGAAAAUCUGCGGAGGCACCCGGGUUGUAGUUGAAGUAGUUGACAGAGAUAAUGCUGGUUCCCCAGGACGUGAUGAAGAGCAUGAUGAGAGCAAGGAUCACCUGAAAAUCACAUAAGGCAAAGAACUGUGACAGUGAAACCCAAACACAUUGAGAUAUGAUGAAAUAUGGUCACUUUGAGACCAACAAAAAUGUUGCUAAAACACUUAAAAUAUUGGGUUUGUGAGUACUAUGAAUCAAAUCACAGUUCACAACAACUUCAUUUACUCAUUUACUGCAUAUCUACUUGGCUUCAUGAGCCCUGACACCCUCCUCUUCUUCACCUUCGCUGCUCGUCUCUCAGCUGGCACUCGUUUUAUGACGGGCGCAUCCUGCCCCGAAUUGUGCAUCCUGCCAUGGGUGUAGAGUGUGUAGAGGGAGCCCAGGUUGGUGAAAAUCAUCAAGAUGAUGGGAAUUGCCUCAUGGAUCACAAUAGACGUGGUGGCAUAGGCCAGGCCACUGUAGGAGGAGGGAAAGUUCCACACACAGCCCAGCAGGGGGCGUGUUGUGCUGCUCACCAGCAUCAGAGUCUGAGAUGAAGAGGAACAAGGAGGAGGAGGAGAGAGAGAGUGAGAGAGGAACAUACACUUAACAUUUAGAUAAACACUAUUUCUUUGUGUAGUAUAAUAUACUGUACUGGUGGUGGUUUUACAUGAUUUGAGUAUGUU